AUGCAUCGAAAAGGAGGUAAAGAUUGGGAGUCUGUACAAUUACACUCGCGACAAUUAUUUGAUCGAACGGUUACCAACAUCAGAAAUUAUUUACGUCAGAGACGAAUUCUAUUGGAACCUUAUUUUAAAGUGUUUGACAAAAAUAAUCAUGGACACAUACCGAGAUCUACUUUUCGCCGGGCAUUGUCCACCGCUGACAUACAAUGUUCGGAUGAAGAGCUUCGCUUACUAGAAAAACGGUUUAUGAACGUUGACGGGUUUAAUUAUUUGGAAUUUUUAGUGAUGAUAAAAGAUCUACAAGAGGAAGAUAUUGAACCUGAAUCUAAGGAAAAAUCGAGCACUGAUGAAGAUACUAAAAAUACAGAACAAAUAUCGUCAAAUCUAAAAAAGCUCACACUCGCUUCGCUGAUAUCCAAGAUACAAAUAAUAGUGAAAAGAGGACGUAUCAAAGUUGAUCAGUUUUUAAGACAGUUUGAUACGACAAAUCACAGGAUUAUAGCUGCAGAUAAUUUUCUGCGAGGAAUUGCCAUGUCGGGCAUUCGUCUUGAAUCGGCUGAACUAAAUUUAUUAUGCGACGAAUUUUCGUCCAAAGAAAAUCCGGGUUAUGUGGAUUACCGACGGUUUUGCAACAUUAUUGAGGAGGCGUUCACCACGUUGGGGUUGGAACAAAAUCCGUCGGCUAAUCCUAAAGAAUAUCUGAUAACGUACGAAGGGCCUAGUAAUUAUCUGACAGAGGAACAAAAAAUUUCCGUGGAUUCAGCACUAUCUAAAUUGUGCAGUACGCCCAACAACGGCUUAGACGAUUUGUUCAAGGACUACGACAAGUACCGACAAGGUAUCGUGACCGAAGAAGCGUUUUUAGGCGCCCUUACCGUAUCCAAACUUAACAUGCUUAUAUCGCUGUUCGAGAUUAAGUCCUUAAUCAAAGGUUUCAGCAAAGAAGACUAUCCACAGGCCUUUAACUACCGCGCCUUCAUGAAAGCCAUCGAGUACAAGCAAAAAGUGUUGGCCGAAUCCAACAGUAACCAAUAA
Messenger RNA from Adelges cooleyi (spruce gall adelgid), 1032 nucleotides. RefSeq lists its product as uncharacterized. The coding region runs from base 1 to 1032 and encodes 343 amino acids. Lineage: Eukaryota; Metazoa; Arthropoda; Insecta; Hemiptera; Adelgidae. Gene Ontology annotation, molecular function: calcium ion binding. The transcript has 5 exons. The record is from RefSeq and is a predicted model, not a curated record.